AUGGACGACCCCCUGGCCAGAGCGGCCAGCGAGCCGCUGCACGAGAGCCGGUCGAGGCAGAAGAUCAAGCCCGCGCCGACGACGUUCUUCGACAUCCUGGUGGAGAAGGACGUGAGGAAGCGCGGGCAGAAGAUCGCCGCAGCGGCGCAGGCGAGCAUGAACAUGGAAGACGCGCUGGAGGAAGCCCUGUCAAGUCCACCUUCUGAUGUGGUUCUCGACCCGUCAGCUCACGUGAUGGCCGACCUGCCGAUCUUCCUGCAGCAGCUGGCGGGCGACGUGUACCUGGACAAGUCCAGCGUGCGCCUCUCGAAGCGCCUUGGCGAGGGCGGCUUCGCGGUGGUGCACAAGGCGGAGCUCAAGGGGCCCGGGGGCGCCGGCACUGUGGCCAUCAAGGCGCUGAAGCCUGGCAUCAUUGAGGACGACGAGGACAUGAAGGAGCUCAUCCAGGAGGCGAAUCUGUUGAGGAAGAUGGAACACAAGUACAUCGUGCGCUUCUGCGGAGUUGGCAGUUACGAGACUGAUUCUGUGUGCGCCAUGCGAGAGACUGUGUUUUUCGCUGAGGAGUUCAUGGGUGGGGGCACAUUGAAACACCUCAUCCUGGAGCAAAUGAAAAAGAAGCUGCCAAGAAAGUACAGGCUGGUGGAGGCUCUGCGGUGGUGCACCCACAUCGCCGAGGCGCUGUCUUACCUUCACCACUGCGAUCCUGUUGUUGUGCAUCGGGAUCUAAAGCCAGAGAACGUUCUUCUGACAAAGACGAACACCAAGGAUGCUCAGGCGAAGAUUGCAGACUUCGGCCUGCACAAGAGACUCAGCAAGAUAAACAAGCGGCUAAACCUGAACCAUGCAUUCAACGACCUGAGUGAUAUGCAAGGCAAGGAGGAUGUGCGCUCUGCGGAGGAGGGGUCCAGCCCCCAGGUACCAGAGAGUCAUUCAGCUAGCAGAGAGAAACCCAAAAAGAAUAGUGCCCUAAAACUUAACUCUGAAGGAACACACAACAACCCAGGUCGCCUCCAGAAUGGCAGGUGCGUUGUAGGGGACAUAGAACUCACACAGCUAGGACUUGGGGGUUUGCAGACUGAGUGCAGGCUCCGGGAUGCACGCCAGCCCCAGGAGUCGGCCUUUGCGUUGCACAGCGGAGGGGUAGAUGUUAUUGAUGAGGUGAGUGGGCGGGUGGACAUUCCGCGGCAGGGCCUGCAGAGGUUGCCAUUCAAGUCCUCGUUUCUCAGCACGCUGCACACGACUCUGAGCCUGGAGAGCGUCCCUGAGGAGGGGGCCCCGCCUGGCAGCUUCACAGACAUGGGCAACAUCCUCCCGACGUUUAGUUGGUCUGAACCAGGAAGCAUCAGCGUUGUGCGCUCGCCUCCAGAGGGUGCCACUCUGGCAGACCAGGCAGAGGCUGUCAGCGAUGAUGACAGGGAUGUUGCUUGGCCUGAUGACUGCAGCUCAGAUUACAUUGAUAGGAGCGAUUCGAGUGCCAUCAUGGGAGAGGGGAAGGUACAUGGCGGCUUUGUGGGUGCGUUGAUAUCUCGAGGGUCCUCGGCAGAGGACCUCGAGGCAUUGCUGACAUCUCCACAUGCUUGUCAGUCCACGAGUGCUGAACGGGCAACAAGAGGGCCCCCAGGAUCUGCAAAUGAUGAAAGGGGCCCCUGGUGGCACCAGAGAGCUUCGACAAGCGGGAGGCCGCCCCAUGGGAUUGCAGUACAUAACGAUGAGGCUGAUGUCGCAGAGACCAACAGGCUGCUGGGUGGAGGGCCAAAGGAGAGCGCUCCAGGACGAGCUGAGUGGACAGUGGGGAGCGGGCGUGGGUGUGGCCACUGCCUAAAGCUGUUGAACUGCAGUGGUUGCAAGGUGUUGCCUUUGUCAAGGCCUGGGGAGGGUGCGGCAGCGGGUGUGGCAUGUCGAGGAUGCUCAGAUCGACUUGAGUGCAGCAGAGGCAGCCGCCAGUCGGCUUUGCAGGUGCUCGAUUGCAAACUAGCCUGUGUAGGGUUGCCGGAAAAAGGAGUGUCCCAAGUUUUCCCCUCUCUUUCGACCCUCUCGAUCUUGCCCACACCGGAUGACCAGUGCCCUGGGUGGCCCGAUUGA
Ostreobium quekettii is the source of this 2082-nucleotide messenger RNA. The record is from the annotation of a GenBank genome assembly. Lineage: Eukaryota; Viridiplantae; Chlorophyta; Ulvophyceae; Bryopsidales; Ostreobiaceae.